Molecule: messenger RNA, 552 nt
Organism: Vicia faba (fava bean)
Lineage: Eukaryota; Viridiplantae; Streptophyta; Magnoliopsida; Fabales; Fabaceae
Source: the annotation of a GenBank genome assembly
AUGGCGGCAACGUCAGAAGCUAUGAACAAGUUCGAUGAAUCGAUGAAGAAACAAAUAGCAGUAAUUUUGAAGGUUGUGCUUUUGAAUAAAUCCCUAAAAGAGGAUAAUAUUCCAUGCGAAAUUGAUGAGGGUCUUUUUUUGGGUUCGAUUGGUUCUGCGGGGAACAAGGUUGCUUUGAAGAACGUUAAUGUUACACAUAUUUUGACUGUGGCUGGGAAACUUGCACCUGCUCAUCCUGGAGAUUUUGUUUAUAAAGUUAUAGAUGUUGCUGACAAAGAGGAUACCAACUUAAAACAAUACUUCAACGAGUGUUUUGAAUUUAUUGACGAAGCCAAAAAAAAGGGUGGACAUGUUUUGGUUCACUGUUAUGCUGGAAAAUCAAGGAGUGUGACUAUCAUUGUAGCAUAUCUGAUGAAAUCUCGUGGAAUGGGCUUAUCUGAAGCUCUGCAACAUGUUAAGAACAAAAGACCAAAAGCAGCUCCUAAUCGUGGUUUCAUUCGGCAACUGGAAGACUUUGAGAAAUCUCUUCAAGGUGAAAACUGCAAUAAUUAA